Messenger RNA from Coregonus clupeaformis (lake whitefish), 2651 nucleotides. It is a transcript of the gene cblc, whose product is annotated as Cbl proto-oncogene C, E3 ubiquitin protein ligase. The record is from RefSeq and is a predicted model, not a curated record. The transcript is spliced from 13 exons. Bases 583 to 2385 code for a protein of 600 amino acids. Lineage: Eukaryota; Metazoa; Chordata; Actinopteri; Salmoniformes; Salmonidae. Gene Ontology annotation, molecular function: phosphotyrosine residue binding; calcium ion binding; ubiquitin protein ligase activity. Gene Ontology annotation, biological process: negative regulation of epidermal growth factor-activated receptor activity; cell surface receptor signaling pathway. Gene Ontology annotation, cellular component: plasma membrane; membrane raft.
UUCUGCCCUCCCCUGCACUCUCUCUCUUUCAGUGUUUUCUCUUUACACUUUCUUUUUACAGAAAGAGACUGUUUCCCCAAAAAAAUCAGACUUUUGGAGAACUGACCAAAGAAAUUGAGGAUUUAUGAUUUGAGGACUUUAUGAAUGCAGGCUUGAAAAACAACAACUUUUGAGAGAUUGUUUGUUUGUAAACAGUUUUGAGAUAUUGUUUGUUUGCGCUUUUCUGGACAAGACGUUUCACCUCCACUCUUUCUAAACCACAGCAGUUGUCUCCAUUCCUGUUGGACUAUGGUAUAUUCCGGCGCUCUGCCCCUAUCUGGAUUACCUGAUUUCAUUGGAUUAUACUUUGGAUUACUGAGGAACACUGGUGAAGGUAUAUUGGAUGAAGUGUGCUCUUUUCAACUAAAGCUGUCAACCAUAAAGAUACAAUGAUAACAUUUACUAAGCCGUCCAUGACAGACAUCUAGACCACUCCCUCAUUCAACUGUCACAGACAGGGCUGCCAGACACAAACCGUCAGGCUGCACUGAACAGAUCCCACUCGGACUAACACACCACAACCAGGAAUCCCUUCUCAGGACAAUGGCCACGGGAGGGAACGGGCUAGGAUCUGACCAGAGCCUGAAAUCCACCUCCCAGCCACCCAGUGCCUCUGACCGGCGGCAGGUGGACAAGGCCCUGAAGAGGCUGGAGAAGCUGCACCGGUUAUGUACCAACCCCAGGCUGGGCCUGAGGAACAGCCCCCCGUACCUCCCCGAGGUGGUCUCAGAGACAGCCACGCUGCUCACCCAGGUGUGGGAGCCGUACAGGGGGCCUGGGGCAGGGGGGCAGGCCCCCCGGGGGGACGAGGGGGAGUACCUGAUGAUCCAUGCCAGACACCUGCUGGAUAAGACGGACCGGGCCGUGCUGCUGUUUAAAGAGGGGCGCGAUAAGAUGUUCGAGGAGAUGUCCCGCUACAGGAGAAACUUGACCAAGCUGUCCCUGCUCUUCAGUCACAUGCUCUGGGAGCUGAGGGCCAUGUUUCCAGAGGGGCGCUUUCAAGGCGACACCUACAGGCUGACUAAGACAGAGGCCGGAGAGUUCUGGAGGCGAGCAUUUGGAAACAAGUGUAUUGUGCAGUGGAGCAGUUUUAAGCAGCAUCUCCGUAGGGUCCAUGGCUUUGAAGAGGGGAUGGAGUCCAUGGCUUUAAAGUCAACUGUAGACCUCACCUGUAGCGACCACAUCUCAGUGUUCGAGUUUGACAUCUUCACCAGGCUAUUCCAGCCCUGGAGGUCUCUUCUGAGGAACUGGAACCAGUUGGCAGUGACCCACCCCGGCUACAUGGCCUUCCUCACCUACGACCAGGUCAAAACCCGCCUCCAAAACUACCUGCACCGGCCCGGGAGCUACAUCUUCCGUCUGAGCUGCACUCGGAUGGGCCAGUGGGCCAUUGGUCAUGUGACUGGUGAUGGCGGCAUCGUACAGACGAUCCCCCAGAAUACACCUCUCUACCAGGCCCUCAUCCAGGGCUUCAGGGAGGGCUGCUAUCUUUACCCUGAUGGACGUGAUGUGAACCCAGACCUCACCAGUCUGUGUGAACCAGCACAGAGAAGCAGGGUCAAAGUUACAGAGGACGAGUAUGAGAUGUACUGUGAGAUGGGCAGUACCUUCCAGCUGUGUAAGAUCUGUACAGAGAGAGACAAGGACACACGCAUCCAGCCCUGCGGACAUCUGCUGUGCCAACCGUGCCUCACAGGAUGGCAGAAGUCGGAUGGACACACCUGCCCAUACUGUCGCUGUGACAUCAGAGGGACAGAGUCCAUCCUGGUGGAGCCCUACCUGUCUGUCAGCGAGGAGGAGGAAGAGGAAGAUGACCUGGAGGAUAUACAGCUAGUCAUGAAAAAACUGGCCUAUAUGAAGGGGAUGUCGUCUGAAGAGUACCAGUUCCCCAGCUCCCACCUUGCUCCACCCCUCCCUCCCAAACACAGCACCUCCUCCCGCUGCCCUUCCCCACAAGCCCCCUUACGGCCCUCUGUGCCCGAUACACUGGCCAAAUACUCCCACUCUAACUCGCGUUCUGCUCACAGUGACACCCCCUCAGACAGAGCGCUCACACACCACACCACCAGCACUAACAGAUGCCAGUGGGAGGAGCUAGCCAGCAGUGAGGAGGAGAAUUCUGGGGGGUUCAGACAACCGCCCACACUCCCAAUCUCUCACAUUCAGGAGUCUGUCUCAGAGCCAAACCUCCCCUCCUCCUCCCCCCAGUCCUGUGGAGAGGGUGGAGCAGCCUGGGUAGGGGCCUCAGAUUCAGUGAAACCGAAGAAGAGACAUAAAGAAAGGGGUGAAAGGACGGCAGAGCUCGGGUUCAGCCAGAGAGAGCGGGAGAGAACCAUGUCCUCCUGACACUGGGAGAAAAGAUAAGCACAAAAUCUCAAACUGACUGACUCAAGAAUGGAUGGAUAAUAGGAAUAAGAAAGGUCAAUUUGCACUGUUCCUGAAAAACAGCCAUUGUUAAUCUAAUGUAUCUGGAUUAGCUGCAGCACAGUUCCAAUGACAGGUCCCUCAGAACUUUGUCCAGGAUGUAUGGCUAGUACUGUAUAUAGCCUACAUACUAUAGUUUGAUGUUAAUAUGGUCAAACAUGAAACCCAAAUAAAAAUGUUGCACCUCU